Molecule: messenger RNA, 738 nt
Organism: Topomyia yanbarensis
Lineage: Eukaryota; Metazoa; Arthropoda; Insecta; Diptera; Culicidae
Exons: 2
Coding region: 1-738 (245 amino acids)
Biological process (GO): DNA integration
Molecular function (GO): nucleic acid binding
Source: RefSeq, a predicted model, not a curated record
AUGAUCGUCAGCCUGGUGCUGCGACAAUAUUACGCUGAUGAUAUCAAGCAGAUACAGAGGUACAACAUUACGCAGAAUAUGGACCACAAAUGUGUAGGAGAUUUGCGCUCGCUGAAUCCCAUAUACGAAUCCGGAAUACUACGUGUAGGCGGCAGAAUCAAGCACGCGAAUCUAACCUUUGGACAGCAUCAUCCGAUUAUGCUUCCACUGAAGCAUCAUGUGACAAAGAUCAUCAUUAACGAUUUCCAUGAAACGUACCUGCACAUUGGACCCAGCGGCAACCCACGGACACCGGUGUCUCUGAAAACUUAUAUUGCGUUGUUUAUUUUCAUGGUUACAAAGGCGGUCCAUAUCGAGUUGGCAGUGGACCUAUCAACUCAAGCUUUCAUCAACGUGCUGAAGUGUUUCGUGGCCAGACGUGGAGUCCCUACCCAAAUACACUCCGAUAACGCCACAAACUUUAUCGGGGCGAACUCGGCACUGCAUGAACUGUACGUCUUGUUCAAUCAACGGGAUAUGAAGCAGGCGCUCAGUGACUACUGUCUACCUCAAGAAAUAAAAUGGCACUUUAUUCCGGCGCGGUCUCCCGAGUUCGGUGGCGUUUGGGAAGCUGGUAUCAAAUCAACCAAGCAUCACAUAACACGAGUUGUCGGCGAUGGAAGGUUUACCUACGAUGAGUGGAACACCUUGGUUGCCCAGAUUGAAGCCAUCCUCAAUUCGAGACCGCUUGUUCCUUAA